This is a messenger RNA of Alosa sapidissima (American shad), 1503 nucleotides long. It is a transcript of the gene immp2l, whose product is annotated as inner mitochondrial membrane peptidase subunit 2. Gene Ontology annotation, biological process: mitochondrial respiratory chain complex assembly. Gene Ontology annotation, cellular component: membrane; mitochondrial inner membrane peptidase complex. Gene Ontology annotation, molecular function: serine-type endopeptidase activity. NCBI's taxonomy places the organism in Eukaryota, Metazoa, Chordata, Actinopteri, Clupeiformes, Clupeidae. The coding region runs from base 526 to 1080 and encodes 184 amino acids. The record is from RefSeq and is a predicted model, not a curated record. The transcript has 6 exons.
CUAGCAGAUUAGCAUUGACAGAAGUCGGAGUACUUGUCAAGUGAGCUUUUGACAAUAGAUAUCACAGUCACGAUGUAUUGAUGCGGGACUAAAGUGUUAUCAUGAUGUGAAUGCAUUGAUAGACAGAACCGCGACAUCGACGUACCGCUAGCAUAGACUACUGUGUAACGUUUGCCUGUUAGGAUAAUUAGCUUAGCCUGGAAAAGUAAUCAUUAUUUUUACUCGAGAUCACUGCUUAGAUUAAACAUCGAGUUUAACAUUAGCGAACUAACGCUAUUUAGUCAGAGUAACGUUUAGCAAUCAAGUAUCCACCUGCGCGCUUGCCAUGAAAAAGUGAGAAACCGGUCAAUCAAUUCCAUCAAUGAAUGGAGAAACGUGGGGGACGUAACGUUAACUGGCCAGGGAACCUAUCGCUAACCACCCCCAUAGUAACCUAGCAGGGUUAAAACCACUAUGGUACCUUUGGCACAACUUAUAAGAAUCCAACUCAGACCCCCAAUCCAAGGGGUCUGACUCCAACAGGUGAUGGCUCAGCAGACAAGAUUUGGUCGGAAAUAUUUGAAGGCUUUUGUUAGUGGCUUCUUUGUGGCUGUACCUGUGACAGUCACUGUUCUUGAUCGUCUUGCCUAUGUAGCACGUGUGGAUGGAGCGUCCAUGCAGCCCUCCUUGAACCCAGAAGGAGGUCAUUCAUCUGAUGUUGUACUUCUGAAUCGUUGGAGUGUAAGAAAUUACAGGGUGCAGCGUGGGGAUGUUGUCUCUGUUGUGUCUCCUAAAAACCCUCAGCAGAAAAUCAUCAAGAGGGUCAUUGCCUUAGAGGGAGACUUCAUUAAAACUCUAGGAUAUAAAAAUCGUUAUGUAAGGGUUCCUGAUGGACAUCUAUGGAUAGAGGGAGAUCAUCAUGGACACAGUUUUGACAGCAACAGUUUUGGACCAGUUUCCCGGGGGCUCCUUCAUGGCAGGGCAUCUCAUAUAAUCUGGCCACCUAGUCGAUGGCAGCGGAUUGAACCCUUUGUUCCAACUGAUCGCAAGCCUUUGCUGAACUGGAGCCAAAAAUCCUCAGAGGAUGAGGAUGAUGAAUGAAAAAGAUGUUACACAAACAAACUGGCACUGACAGACCUUGUGAUAAACUGUGGAAGGGACAUUUCAUAAGACAGUAAAGUGGAUAUUCAAAAGUUCAUCUUAAGUUAGCCUAUACAGUAUAUUUUCUGUGGAUACUUUGCUUUCCUACUAAGACCUAUAUUUAAACUGUUUUAUUGUCUUCUUAAAACAAGUGUGACAUGAAAGUCAAACCAUGUAGAGUUGGCACUUGUUCAGAAGUCAUCACUACCUGAACAAUGUUUAUGAUGAUGUCUUGCAUUCAAUUGCCUACUGUUUUUUUUUUUUUUUUUAUCACACAGUGGGGUGACUGUUUCGUUGAGUGUUGCAAAGAUUUCUAUGCUUGACAAUACUGUGGCCACAAAGUAAAACAAUGUAGAAUGAAGUCUUCCAUGAUGGGAUCUACAA